This is a messenger RNA of Tauraco erythrolophus (red-crested turaco), 406 nucleotides long. The record is from RefSeq and is a predicted model, not a curated record. Lineage: Eukaryota; Metazoa; Chordata; Aves; Musophagiformes; Musophagidae.
AUGGAUUGGGACCAGUUUGACUUGAACCCUAAAGUAAUUGCUGCCCUUAAGAAAGCUGACUUAAAAUCAAUAAAAGAGAUUUUAAGUCUUUCUGGAGCAGACUUGCAAAGACUGAUGAAACUGUCCAGUGCGGAUGUACAGUGCUUACUGAAAACAGUUUCUCACAUGGUGAGGAGAAACAGUGCGCUUACAGCACUACAGCUUUACCAAGAUACAGAUCAUCUCACUUCCCAACACCAGAAGCUAAGCCUAGGAUGUUCAGUACUAGAUAACUUGUUAAAAGGAGGCAUUCCUUUAGUGGGAAUCACAGAACUUGCCGGGGAGAGUUCUGCUGGGAAAACUCAGAUUAGUUUACAGCUAUGCCUUUGUGUGCAGUAUCCUUACAAAUAUGGUGGACUAGAGUCUG